Vidua macroura (Pin-tailed whydah) is the source of this 804-nucleotide messenger RNA. Its product is annotated as serine/threonine-protein kinase pim-1-like. Gene Ontology annotation, molecular function: protein serine/threonine kinase activity; ATP binding. NCBI's taxonomy places the organism in Eukaryota, Metazoa, Chordata, Aves, Passeriformes, Viduidae. Gene Ontology annotation, cellular component: cytoplasm. Gene Ontology annotation, biological process: protein autophosphorylation. The record is from RefSeq and is a predicted model, not a curated record. The coding region runs from base 1 to 726 and encodes 241 amino acids. The transcript is spliced from 2 exons.
AUGAGCCGAGGCCCGGCAGGGUGGAAGCUGCGAGGACGCCUCGAGGGAGAGUGGGUGUGGGGCCAGCGCAGGGCGCAGAGCAUCAGCCUCACUGACGGCAUCGUGCUCCUCCCGCAGCCCGACCGCGCCAGCGCACCCCUGGAGGUCGUGCUGCUGGCCAAGGUGUCCACUGGCUUCCCCGGUGUCGUCCAGCUGCUGGAGUGGCUUGAGCGACCCAAGGAUAUCGUGAUGGUGCUGGAGUGCCCAGAGCGGUCUCGGGACCUGCACCAUUUCAUUCGGGCACGGGGGAUCCUAUCCCAGGAGAUGGCGCAGAAGCUGUUCUGCCAGGUGCUGGGGGCCGUGCGGCACUGCCCCAGCUGCGGGGUCCUGCACAGGGACAUCAAACCCCAGAACAUCCUGGUUGACCUGGCCACCGGGCAGGUCAAAUUGAUCAACUUUGGCUGUGGCACCUACCUGCAAGACACAGCCUACAUUCACUUUGCAGGAACAUGGUCAUACAGCCCCCUGGAAUGGACCCACGCUGGCUGGUACUAUGGCAAGCCAGCUACCAUCUGGUCCCUGGGCAUCCUGCUGCACCAGAUGGUCUGCGGGGAGCACCCUUUCAGGAGGGGCCAGAACAUCAGCUGGGACCGUCAGCUCUCGCUGCCACAACGGCUCUCUCCAGGUGGAUCCUCAUCUGUGGCCACAGGGGCAAUACCAGUGCUGGGAGACAGCAGCAGCUCAUGAGCAUCCCGCUCUGGCAGCUGCUGAGGAGGUGGCACAUGUCCUGCUCUCCUGCUCUCCUCCAAAACAGGGAAUUGAUGG